This is a messenger RNA of Bursaphelenchus xylophilus (pine wood nematode), 873 nucleotides long. The record is from the annotation of a GenBank genome assembly. NCBI's taxonomy places the organism in Eukaryota, Metazoa, Nematoda, Chromadorea, Rhabditida, Aphelenchoididae.
AUGAAACGUGAGUUUGUGGGGUUUUGGGUAUUUUUUGAUACUAGGUUUUUUUUCGUAUGGGAAUUUGUGGGCCGUAUUUUAGUCGAUUUUUUAUGGGUUUUGAGGGAAAAUGGGGAGAAUGGGGCCCCAUGGGGUACUUCCAGAAAUUUUUUUUUAUUUUUUAAGAAAAUUUAGUAAACUUGAUAUGAUUUUUUAUGAUAUUUUUGAGAUUUUUUGAUUCAUUUUUCAUCCAAAUUAAAAAAAAAAUAAAAUUAAAAUUUUUGACGUUUUUGCAAAUUUUGGCCGAGAUUUUUUUGGCGUUUUUGCAAAAUACUUUCUUUUUUUGAUUUAUUUUUAUUAUUAUUUUUUCAUUUUCAGUCCUUUUUUUCCUCGCUCUGUUCCUCGCCGUGCUGGGAUUGGUCAUCGCCGAAGGUCCCAGAAGAACCUGUGGCGACAAGCUAAUUGCCCGUGUGAAGGAGGUCUGCGAAAGUGGGAAGAGUAAGUUUUUUUUUUAAUUUUUCGAUUUUAAUUUUUUUAAAAUUUUUAAAGAUUUUUUUAUUGUUAUUUUUUUAUUUUUAAAACUUUUUUAAAUUUUUAAAAAUUGUUUAAAAUUUUUAAAUAUUUUUUUAUUUUUAUUUUGUUCUUAAUUUUUUCAAAAUUAAAAUUUGUUUUUAAAUUAUUUUAUUUCAUUUUUUUAUUUUUAAAAUUUUUAAAUAUUUUUUUUAUUUUGUCCUUAAUUUUUAAAAAUUUUAAAAUAUUUUAAAAAAUUUUUUGAAUUUAAUUAAAUUAUUAUUUUCAGGACUCAAGCUGAUGUCAGACGUUUCCCAGGACUGCUGUGCCAAGCCUUGCACCGACGAACAGAUCAAAGAAAACCACUGCACACCCAAGGAAUAA